Sclerotinia trifoliorum is the source of this 3374-nucleotide messenger RNA. NCBI's taxonomy places the organism in Eukaryota, Fungi, Ascomycota, Leotiomycetes, Helotiales, Sclerotiniaceae. The record is from the annotation of a GenBank genome assembly.
CGAUGGGAGGGUUGCCUUUCCGCGUGUACAUUGAUUGAUUGAUGCAGUCAGAAGGAUUGUCACCGAGUUCUUGCUCGUUCUCAAUGAAAGUCAGGCAUUAAAGUCACAGCAUCGCCGAUUUUGGUGGCGGAAGUGGCAAGUUUUUUUAUCGGCCUUCAUUGGUGAACCUUGUCGACCGAUGUCCUGGAGGGAAGAGAAAAGUUUCGUGCAGGUACGGUACAUUCACGAUUCAAGUUGGUUUGCAAUGCGCCGAGCCUCUUCACUCUUUAUUCUUAAGGCGAACACGAAAAGAAGGGUUUGAAACCUUCAUAAUUGAUAAUUCAUAAUGAUUCAGGCGCGUCUAAUUUACUGGAUUGGAGCCGUCGUCCCACUAUGCUGGGGACAAGAAACGGGAUGGAUUCUGGAUCAGGUAAAUACAACGAUGUGUUACUGGACAUCUCCUCGAGGUAUGUCUUCGCACAUGAAGUUUUAUUGCUUGGAACAUUUGCGUUGCAAUAGCAUCUGACAAUACUAGCUGCUGUGGUGCGAGAUACAUUUUAUCUUGAUGGAGGAGAACUAUGGUGGGAGCCUGGCUUGAGUGACGGGUCAUACGCUCCUCCUGUCAGCGAUGGUAAGUACCGAUGCUAAAAUCCCUAACUGUACUCAUUAUCUGCAAGGAAAUCCUCUUGGACUCGUAUAUCUUCUCAACUUUAACACUUCCUUUCAUAUAUCCGACAAUGUUAGUACUAUCUUUAGUACUAUAUCCAAGGCGCCGAAUGGGGGAUCUGCCAGCAAUCUGGGCCCAAAUUAUGUCGAUGGAGCAAUGUUUGCGAAUGACUAUGAAUGGUACACAUAUGGGGGAAUGUUGGUUAUGACAGCGGCCUUCUCCUCACCAGACGAAGAUUCCGCUAUAUCAUACGAAGUCUAUACGGAUGGUACUCCCGGCAAGCAAUUCUUCCAAAACUUUCAACAAAUUAAGCUACCAACAAACUUAACAAGAUAUGUUACCUAUGGAGGAGCCGUAAGUAUCCCAUCUGAAAAUCUAGGAUACUACUUUUCAGGAUACAGAGCUGCGGACUUUGGGGAUAUUUAUAAUGAUCCGGGCAUAAAAAAUGCAUCCUACCUAGCAAACGUGACAUCCCAAACUUUGAUCAGUGUUGAUAUGACGAUUCAAACCUUGUCAAAGUGGUCUAACGAAUCUCUACCAUCAAGUGUUCCAGGCCGUGCUAAUCCUGAAAUUGCCUGGAUUCCAGUUUCGGAGCAGGGAAUACUAGUUGCAGUUGGUGGAGUCAUUGAUCCUACCUAUGCUAGUAUUAGCCAGGCAAACAAUGCAUCUGUUAAUGCCCAAAGUGUGAGUUGUUAGUUCACCACCCUAGAAGAUAGCUAUUGAUUGUCAAUAGAGCCGAAUCAGUCCAGGUUUCAUGACGACGGUUUCCAUCUACGACAUUUCCAAGAAAGUUUGGUAUGAACAAGAAACAUCUGGAAGUUCUCCUGGUGCUUUAACCCAAGGAUGUACUGUGGUUGCCUCUGCCGAAGAUGGUUCAAGUCAUAAUAUAUAUUGGUAUGGAGGUUACGAUGGCAUUCAUAUUACCCAGCCUUUCUCGGAUGAUGUAUAUGUUCUCUCGAUACCCUCGUUCAUAUGGACAAAGGUUUACACUGGGAACAGUACUCAUGGUCGGGCUGGACAUAAAUGUGCUAAGCCAUACCCAGAUCAAAUGGUUGUUGUAGGUGGAUACGCUUCGCUAAGUGGCAACAUACCUACAUGCCUUGAAGGUGGUAUGAUCCAAAUAUUCAAUCUGAGUGAUCCCCAAUGGCUGAAUUCCUAUGAUCCUCUAGUUUGGAGCAAUUAUACUGUACCCAGCCAGGUUACUUCUGUUAUUGGAGGUUCUGGGACUGGUAGCGCUACACAAACCACACCUUCUGGUGGAUUCGCAAAUUCAAGCAUGACAGAACUUCUAGGGACUUCCUACAACACAACCAAGAUCACUAAUUGGUAUCCAUACACACCAGCUUCAUCCACUCCUACAAACAACCGAACAACGCUGCUUCCUUCACCAGUUGCCACUAAAUCAGGAACGCCUGCAUAUCUUGGACCUGUUCUAGGUGUAGUUCUGGGUCUUUUCUUUAUAACACUUCUCAUCUUAGCCUUCAUAAUAUAUCGCCGUCGCAAGAUUUUUGGACUUUCAAGAUCGGAACGACAAAGCGAAGUUGGAACUAUGACUGAAAAUCGUCGACGGACUCUCCGCUGGCUUUAUGCUACACCUAGGGAUGCAAAAGCUCCUACAGUCACGACAGAUGAAACAGAACUGAAUGCGGUAUCUUCAGAAGCUGAUACUGAUUACACUCGUGUAUUUGCCGAGAUGCCUGGUGAUACUCAGUUUCACGAAAUGGAUGGUAUUUAUUUCCUUGCCUCUUAAUCUUCAGACCAAAUCUCUGACGUACCUCACUUAGAUACAUCCCGCCCCUCGGAACUUCACAACACAGGCUUUGUAUUUACUUCUCCCAAGUCCAAUGUCUGGAACAAUAUUUCCAGCAUACAAACACCUAUCACCCAUUCCCCAUCCGCCAGCUCCAAUCGCUCUCACGCCAGUACCGUGUCCCGAACCUCGGGUCCAAGACCAUCUCCCAUCUCUCCCGCGCGUGCAGAUAGUUUAACAUUUAAUGAACAAGCGGGAGGUAUGGCGACAGACCGGGUCCAUAGUGAUCUAAGUAGUGUCGCGGAAAGUGAUAGGGGUCAUUUGAGACAAAUUAGUGAUACAAGCGUCAGUGUAGAUGGAGAUUAUGGAAAUCCCCCAAUGUUAGAUGUGCAGAUUGAGGGACCGAAUGAUGAUGAGCAUACAUUUGAUGAUGAGUUUGGGAGACCUGGGGUAGUUAGUCCAUUGACGCCACCGCAGGGAGUGGGGGAGGGUAGACACCAUUAUUUUGGUCCAGAUAGUGUCGGAGUUGGUAGUAUGCAUAAUGCACAGCCGGUUGAUACGAGGAGAAAAAGUAAUUUUGAGGAAAAGCUGGAUGAUGAAUAAGAUGGAGAGGAGAUUGUAAGUACAUACGUAUUGUUAUGUUAAUCUUUCUGAGAGGAAGGAAAUGUUAUGAAUUAUGACGGUAUAUGAAUUGGAUUGAAUGAAGUACGAGAUAGCAGGGCGUCAUUGAAGGCCAUUGUUUCCAGUCGUUACAGUUAUACCAUCUCAUCACUUCAUGUAUACACGUUCGUACCUAGGUAUCAAGAUACAAUAUCUUGGUUUUAGUCUUUGAUGUCUCUAAUUCUCUUUCUAUUCAUCUCAUUUCAUCCCAUUUCAUCUGAUUUAAAGAACAUGUGAUGUAACCUUAAGUUCCAUCAAAUUCACCUUCAAUCUAGUAGAUUGAUUCAAGAAUCUAAUCAGUCCUUCUCCUAUGCACAA